GGAGGCGGAGGAACCUGAGGAGGCGAGCGAGGGGAGGGGGGGCCGGAUAGAACAAGGCCCCCCACCCCCACAGCACCCCCUUGCCGUAUAGGGACUCCCACCCUCCCUACCCCACCCUCAACCCUUAGCGCUCCCCAAACCUUAAGAGAAUUUCUUGGGCUCCUGUAGGACUAUCCCGCCCACCCAACCCCCCCCCCCCUCCAGUUUCCUAAGAGGAGCUUUGUACGUCCUUUUUAGAUACCUCCUUGAACCCUCGUUCUGUCCAUUUGCUGAGGGAGGGGACCCUUAUAGCUCACCCUGUUAUAUGUAUAUGUAGAAGCUCCUAUCACCUAGGAGAAGCUGCAACAGCUUUCUUAGCCCACGUCGUCUUCCCCUCCUAGCUUGUCCCUUAGCGCCCCCCACCCCCAGCCAUUUGCGGGCACCCUUCAACCUUGUCUCUGGUAGCUUCUUUUACAAGAUUCCUCUUCUCGCUUCAUAAAGAGACCCCCCAUAGCGCUGGAGCCUCUUGGAGACUCCCCUCCCUUUCACUGGGAUGCCCCAAGCCUGUUCUUUUUAGUGAAGCCCCCCUCCCCUGUCAAGGCUUCACUUCUGUAGCUCCUUUUCCCGUAGCCCCUUUUUUCCUUUGCUCCUCUAAAAGCCAAGCAAAAGAGGAAAAGGCUGGCGAGACCACGGAUGCCCUAUGUCUCCUAUCAAAGGGGCCUUCCUCAUCCAGGGGAGCCAGUGAUAGUUCCCUCUGAGCCCCUUCUUUGAUUGGAGGAGUUGGGAAAGAGGAGGAAGUCGGGGGUAUACUCCCCACCCCUAAUAUCCUGGAGCUGGAGCCGCAAGGGGGAACAAUAUCUAGGCAGCUGCAAAGACUUACAGGAGAAGAUCGAAGGUGAGGCCCAGCCCCCUCUGCAGCCACCAUGCCAUCUAAUGCCCGGGCUGGCAGCUUGAAGGACCCUGAGGUGGCCGAACUGUUCUUCAAGGAUGACCCUGAGAAACUUUUUGUUGACCUGCGGGAGAUUGGACAUGGCAGUUUUGGAGCCGUCUACUUUGCUCGAGACAUACGCAACAAUGAAGUGGUUGCCAUCAAGAAGAUGUCCUACAGUGGGAAACAGUCAAACGAGAAAUGGCAGGAUAUUAUCAAAGAAGUGAAGUUUCUGCAGAAGCUACGGCACCCAAACACCAUUGAAUACAAGGGCUGCUAUUUACGGGAACACACAGCAUGGCUGGUGAUGGAAUAUUGCCUAGGUUCAGCCUCAGACUUGCUGGAAGUGCACAAGAAGCCACUGCAGGAGGUAGAGAUCGCCGCCAUCACGCACGGUGCUCUGCAAGGGCUGGCAUACCUGCAUUCUCACAACAUGAUCCACAGAGAUGUGAAAGCUGGGAACAUACUGCUGACUGAGCCAGGACAAGUGAAGCUGGGGGACUUUGGCUCGGCCUCCAUCAUAGCUCCUGCUAACUCCUUUGUUGGCACCCCAUAUUGGAUGGCUCCCGAGGUGAUCCUAGCCAUGGAUGAGGGGCAAUAUGACGGCAAGGUGGAUGUCUGGUCACUAGGCAUCACAUGCAUUGAACUUGCGGAGCGGAAACCACCCCUCUUUAACAUGAAUGCUAUGAGUGCCUUAUACCACAUCGCCCAGAAUGACUCUCCAUUGCUCCAGUCCAGCCACUGGUCUGAAUAUUUCCGGAACUUCGUGGAUUCGUGCCUGCAGAAGAUUCCCCAGGACCGCCCAACCUCUGAUGUGCUUCUUAAGCAUCGCUUCCUCUUGCGGGAACGGCCCCAGACGGUUAUCAUGGACCUCAUCCAGCGAACCAAGGAUGCCGUGAGGGAGCUGGACAACCUGCAGUACCGCAAGAUGAAGAAAAUCCUUUUCCAGGAGGCACAGAAUGGCCCAAAUGCUGAGGCACCAGAAGAGGAGGAGGAAGUGGAGCAAUUCCUCCACCGGACAGGCACCAUCAACAGCAUGGAGAGCAGCCAUUCAGUGCCCAGUAUGUCUAUCAGUGCCAGCAGCCAGAGUAGCAGUGUCAACAGCCUGGCAGAUGCUUCCGAUGAUGACGACGGAGCGGAGAUCGCCAUGAUGCAAGAAGGCGAGCACACAGUCACCUCCAACAGCUCUGUUAUCCAUCGUCUCCCGGGUCACGACAACCUAUAUGAUGACCCAUACCAGCCUGAGAUGGAGCCCCAGAGUUCAUCAUCAGCUGCCCGACGCCGUGCCUACUGCCGCAAUAGAGACCACUUUGCCACCAUUCGUACAGCUUCCCUGGUGACUCGCCAGAUUCAGGAGCAUGAGCAGGAUUCAGCACUGCGCGAUCAGAUGAGUGGCUACAAGCGGAUGCGUCGUCAGCAUCAAAAGCAGCUGCUGGCACUGGAGAAUAAGCUCCGGGCAGAACUGGAUGAGCACCAGCUGCGCCUCGACAAGGAGCUCGAGGCCCACCGUAACAACUUCUCUGCUGAAGCUGAGAAACUGGCCAAGAAGCAUCAGGCUAUUUUUGAGAAGGAGGCAAAGGCAGCCCUGGCUGAGGAAAAGAAAUUCCAGCAGCAUAUCUUGGGCCAGCAGAAGAAGGAGUUGGGCAACUUGCUGGAAUCACAGAAGCGCCAGUAUAAGCUACGCAAGGAGCAGCUCAAAGAGGAGCUGCAGGAGAACCAGAGCACCCCCAAGCGAGAGAAGCAGGAGUGGCUGCUGAGGCAGAAAGAGAACAUGCAGCAUUACCAGGCUGAGGAAGAAGCCAACCUUCUGCGCCGCCAGAGGCAGUACUUUGAGCUGCAGUGCCGCCAGUACAAGCGCAAGAUGCUGCUUGCCCGCCACAACCUGGACCAAGACCUGCUGCGAGAGGAGCUGAACAAAAAACAGACACAGAAGGACCUGGAAUGUGCUAUGCUACUGCGCCAGCACGAGUCCACCCAGGAGUUGGAAUUCCGUCACCUGCACACUGUCCAGCGCACCCGCACUGAACUCACCCGCCUGCAGCACCAAACCGAGCUCUCUAAUCAGCUGGAGUACAACAAGCGCCGUGAGCAGGAGCUACGCCAGAAACAUGCCAUGGAGGUCCGUCAGCAGCCCAAGAGCCUCAAAGUAGGUGCUACCUACACACCGCCUUGCUGCCAGUGGUGCCCCGAAGGGCAGGAUGUGGGGGUUCUGGAGCCAGGACAGGGGCACCCAGGGGUCAUAGAAACGGACAGAUGUGAGGCUGGAGAUUUAGAGCAACAAUUGGGUGGGCCAAGUCCAGAUGGUUAUGAAAAUGGGGGUCAAAAAGUGCUGGUUGAUGCAGGAUCUGAAUGUACACACAUUGAGCAUCUAGACCCAAGAGGACAUGAAUCCUCUGUUCUGGAGACAGGUAGUCCAUGUUAUGAUGCUCUGGGUCAAUGCAAACAUGGUAGACAGGCUCUGGAGCUAACUCAGGGCGGUGAUGGUGGUGAUGUAGUUGUAGACUCCAGGAUAACACGUCCAGAUCUCUUAAGGAAGUGUACCUUUGAAUCCGGGAUCCCAGAACCAAAGCAAGACUCUCCCAGGCAUGUGGCUCAAGAGUAUGGACUUGAUGAGGAUGACCUAGAGUUGAAAGCAGAGUGUAUUGAACCAGACUGGUUGCCAGAGAGGGGUCUAGAUCUAGAUGAGAACAUGGAGAUUCUAGUGUCUGAAUCAAGGUGUUACAGAGAUGCAGAGCCAGAUUGGGAAUGCCUGGCAGAUGCCAUUCCAGAUAGGCAGGAGGCUGCAGUUGUGGAACUGAGGCAAAGGUGUGGGCUUGAUGGGAUGGACAGUGAAGCUCUAGAUCUUAGCAGAAAAGAAGGCCCGAUUCUAGGUUUCAGUGGAGGAAGAUUGAAGCCACUGGGGCUGUAUGAAGAGGGAGCUGUGGAUCUAGAACUGAACCCAGAAUUUCAUGUGGUGCCAGAUCAAUAUGGAGAGGGUUCGGACUUUCUGUCAACAGCCCGGGGACGCCCAGGUGCUCCAGAGCCUGAUGGGCAAGAGGCUGAUCAGCUAGUAGAUCUGUUCAGAUGUGAAGAUCUCUUAUACCCUCAUCCCUUAUCUCCCAUCAUGGAAGAGGGGGCACUGCGAGGCCCUGGUGAUGGCUGCCCAGCCCCUGAAGAUUCCAGCAGUCAGUGUCCCAGCAAAGCCCGCCCUGUCCCCCCUCCAGUGGCAGCUGUUUUGCCUCAUGUCCUCUGUGUAGCCUUGGCAUUGUUGGUCUCUGCCUAUCCUUGUGCUCCAACACUUCUCCUGCUGCUAGCUGCUUUGUGGGCCCAGGGGGGAGGCUUUCAGGAUAUUCUCCUGGCCCUCGAAGGAGCACUGGUCGGUCUGGGAGUCACCUACACUCUCCUGCACUCUAUCUUCCUCCUCUCUGGAGCCUCCUUUCUACUUCUGGCCAAAAUGGCAGGGGCAGUAGGUGUAGUGGGGCUGAGUGCCAAUAGGGGGCGUCUCUAUGUCCCUGUCAUCCUCCUGGCUUCCUAUCUUUUAGCCUCUCCUUGGCUUUUCCUACCCCUCUAUCUAUCGGGGGCACUAGCAAGACACAGCCUGAGAGGACUUCCCCGCCGCGCCCGGCGCUUUUGGCUGCUAGCCCUCUUGCGUCUCCCACGUCCUGCUUUCCGCAUCCUUCAGCACUUGGGUCUGGUUAGUGAAAAGGGCCUGUUCCGCCUCUUCCCCAAAACCAAUAAAGGUGGCUUCCGUAGCCGCAUCCCAGUGCUGUCCCGCCAGCGCCUGCCUCCACUUCCUUGGCACCACAAGGCCAUAGCUCUCUUUGCCAAACCAGUGUGUAGCCUCAACAAGUUUCUGGCAGAGGUGAUCUGUGCGCAGUUGCCUCCACCCGCCCUGCGCUGUCUCAAGGGGCUGCAUGUCCUGCGUGAGGAGACACCUAGCCGCAUCCCCCGCUUGGUGGUGCACGCAGCCAAGCUAAGAGUGCACUCCAUGGGGUCAGCCAGGCAGGGGAAUAGAAGAAGUCGUGGGCAGGCAGCCCAGCCGGUCCGGAAACCCUGGAGGUAAGCAUCAGAAGGGGCAGCUGUGCUGUGACUUGACAAGCCGAAUUCUGAAACUGUGAAAAUAGGCUGUAGAACCCUUCAGACAGUUCCAGUGGUGUCCUGGCCCUUCAUGUGUGACACACACAGAGUGUGUUUGGGGAGAUUGAGCAGAACCGACCAGUGUUUUUUUUCUGAAAGUUACUACUUUUCAUUAAGAUGAAGUAUUGGGGGGAAGUUGGCAGUGGUGGGGCAGAAAGAGACAUGACAGAGGGAAGGUAAAUUGAGGUCUUAACGCCAAGGAUCCCUGGGCGGCCUCCGCCCAGGCCAGGGACUACUUGAGAAAAGGCUUUUUGUUGUUGUUGUUUGGGGUGGGGGAACAUACAGGAGUGUGUGCCGGCUCCUUGUUUGUUUACAGGUUGGGGGUGGGGUGAGGCGUUGUUGCGUGUUCAUUAUCCUAACGAGGAAAGAAUCACCUGACGCCCUUUUGAGCUGCUGGUGUGGAUAGGACGGCUGUAUCUCCACCCACUUAAUGGUUCUGCUGGGGGAGGACGGGAGAAUUUGGGAUAUGUGAUUGGUGCCAAAAGGAGUCAGGCCUCUACCGUUAUCCGUAGAGUUGAAGCAGACUGGCCUCAGUCCACGCACCCUUGAGUAUCAUGGGGACUGGGGUGGGGGGCAGGAUUGCUCAGUGCUCUGCUCUUGCAAUAAUGCCCUUUAAAAUUUUCAGGUGCCACUGGUUCCACCUUAAACCAUACAUUGAAUGGGUUAUCUGUCUUCAAUUCCAGCCAACUUAGGAAACCCUCCCAAAGAUGAAGAAGCUGUUAGGGCUUAAUGUACAGAUAUUGUUGGGGUGCCCAUUCCUUGCCAUCUGUCUUCAAAAGAUCAGUAUCUGAAUCCCACUUGAAUCUACCCCCGCACACGCGCACACACACACACACACCAGUUCCACAUAAUAAUGACCCGUGUUUCUGUUGGUCUGGAAAGUAUAUGACAAAGGGGUGUUUGUGCUUUGAGAACUCAGACUCUUCCCAGCUCCUAAGGGGUUAACCAGUCCUAGGUGAUUCUUUCGCCGUUCCCAUAUAUAUAUAUAUAUAUUUCACCAUUUUAUAAAUAUAUAUAUUUAUCAUUUCCACCCUAUUUGUAAUAUCCCUAUCACUUUGGGUUUUUUUGUUUUGCCUUGAAUGUAUAUAUUUCAAGCUGACUUUGUUUGUGUGUAUGUUUGUGACUUUUUUUUGUAAAUUUUAUAUUAAAAAGUUUUGUGGGGAAGAGGGAAGGGAAGCUAAUGUGAGAUAUAUAUUUUUAUAAUUUGACUGAAAAUGGGAGAAAUCCACUAAAUAUACAAAUGUUCACUUUAAAGCAUGAUAGGCAAACCAGUAUUUUCUUUAUGUGGCUGAAAAUGGUCAAAUACCAUAUGCUGAGAGUUCAGAAAAAUUGCUGAUUUUUUUAGGUAGUUGCCCCCUGGUCUAGGAAGAUUAAUGUCAGAAAAUAUGUAAGAUAAUCUUACAUCGGUUUAAUGUCUUAAGCACACAUAGAUAUGUGUGAGUCCAUCUUAAAAAAAACAGAAGAGACUGCCUAUGUACCUGAAAUUCCAAUACUUUGCAUGUCUGGAAGCUAUUCACGAGCCAGAAUUUGAAAGUAUUGAAAUCGCAGGUAAGUGAAAAGUGUUUUGAUAACUGAACAUUCAGAUUCCCUUCAUUUUUUACAGCUUGGUAACACUCAAAGAUAGCAAGGGCCUAGAGAACCUGAGCUCUCUGUUUAGCCUGAGACGGCAGCCCUUGCUGCUUGGCGGCCCUUAAUCAGAUGCCCUUCCUUGUAAUGCAAGCAACAGCUGUGUUCUGUGUAAGCCCAAGGACUCGCGCGUUCCUGUGCUGAUUGUAGUCCUGCCAAUACAAGCAUUACUGUAUAUUUCUUCUUUCUAAUCAAGCGUCAGAACACUAGAGGAUAGCAUAACUACUUUUAUCAAUGGACUUCCUUUUAUUUUUAUUUUUUAGAACAUUAGCCUUUUAUUUCAUAUCUUAUUUAUAACUAAUGCACUAACAAAUUGGCAAAAAAAUUGCUAAUUUAUUUUUUUACCUGAAUUGGGAGGCUUAAUCUUGAAGAGCAUUUCUCAACACAGUUACCUGCGAGAAUAUAAUCUUGCUUAUUUCAAGUAAGUGAGCUGAGAGUGACAGGCAUAGCUAGGAUUUUUAGCUUCCCUUCUUACUAAUUCUUUGUCAUAUAAAUGCCUUGGAAGAUCCUGAUCUUUAUAGUCCAAAUCACUUUGGAACUAUUUUCUACAUUUCUGGUUGGAAAUUUAUUUUUGUUUUCUAUUUGUAUUUCUGUUCAUUUUCACAGCAUUUAUUAGUCCAGCAGUGUUACCACGUCUUCUUCUUUUUUUACCAUUCUGAGAUUACUCUUUAAUUUUAGUUUAAAUUCCACUUCAUUCAUCCAUUAUGUUUACUGUGUUUCUAGAUUUUGGACCCAUUUGUGCAUUUGGCACAUCAUUGUAUUUCUCCCUUUUUUGGUUCACCUGUGAUCUUUUAUUUAUUCCAGUUUUGUUAAUCCAUGGACUUUUUUUUUAGCAUUCCUCUGACUUUUUGGCCACAUUUGUUUUCAGUACUGAUUCUGUUUUGUCCAUUUAAUAGUGUACUUGUAUUUCUUCCCUCUCCCCCCUUUUGCCUACCCUCCUUGCAUUUUUUUAAAAAAAUUCUAUUAUUUUUAAUUUAUUUCUCCCAUUUUGAGGGGGCAGGUGUUUUAUCUGUGGUUUAUUUAUUUCUCCAUUCCCUGUUCGUGGAUGCAUGUGAAAUUUUGAAGAGAAAAAAAAUAAAAGAAAAAAAUUCUG
Messenger RNA from Eublepharis macularius, 7742 nucleotides. It is a transcript of the gene TAOK2, whose product is annotated as TAO kinase 2. The transcript is spliced from 17 exons. Gene Ontology annotation, molecular function: ATP binding; protein kinase activity. Gene Ontology annotation, biological process: protein phosphorylation. Bases 903 to 4949 code for a protein of 1348 amino acids. NCBI's taxonomy places the organism in Eukaryota, Metazoa, Chordata, Lepidosauria, Squamata, Eublepharidae. The record is from RefSeq and is a predicted model, not a curated record.